AGACGGGAAUAUCACAUUGUGGUUCUAGGUGCUGGAGGUGUGGGGAAAAGUUGUCUUACUGCUCAAUUCGUUCAGAAUGUGUGGAUCGAAAGCUAUGACCCCACGAUUGAAGACUCCUAUCGAAAGCAGAUUGAGGUCGAUACUCGAUACGGCAGGGACCGAGCAGUUCACCGCUAUGAGAUGCCAGCUUCAGCUCGCCACAUGGUGCUAACCAUCUUUCUCUCACUCUCCAGGGAACUUUACAUGAAGCAGGGUCAAGGCUUUCUGCUCGUAUUCUCCAUCACCAGCAUGUCAUCCUUGAACGAGUUGUCCGAACUGAGAGAGCAGAUCAUCCGGAUAAAGGAUGAUGAGAAAGUCCCCAUUGUCAUUGUGGGCAACAAAUCCGAUCUGGAGGAAGACCGCGCUGUUCCGCGGGCUCGAGCAUUCGCACUUUCCCAGAGCUGGGGUAAUGCUCCCUACUAUGAAACUUCGGCGCGUCGGAGAGCGAACGUCAACGAGGUCUUUAUUGAUCUUUGCCGGCAAAUAAUCAGAAAAGAUAUGCAAGGAAACUCGUCCAGCGGUUCCGACAGUCUAGCAAGAAAGCGUGAAGGCGCCGGUCGUUACGAUAAGAAGAAAGAAAAGAAACGACGAAAGGGCCCCUGUGUCAUCUUAUAA
Molecule: messenger RNA, 654 nt
Organism: Aspergillus novofumigatus IBT 16806
Lineage: Eukaryota; Fungi; Ascomycota; Eurotiomycetes; Eurotiales; Aspergillaceae
Product: putative RAS small monomeric GTPase (Rsr1)
Exons: 6
Biological process (GO): signal transduction
Cellular component (GO): plasma membrane
Molecular function (GO): GDP binding; GTPase activity; GTP binding
Source: RefSeq, a predicted model, not a curated record